CAAUAGCAUUCGCUUCCCUUCCCCUUCCGCCAAUCGGAAUACCCGGCAGGCGACGCAGUAUCGCGAGCUCACAUUGGCUGCGCGGUGUCAGCCAAUGAGAGAGGGCUUGGAUCAACGUGAGGGAAAAGUCUGAAGCAGCGAACAUGUUGCGUCGACAGGCCCGGCUGCGGAGGGAGUAUCUGUACCGGAAGGCUCAGGAGGAUAAACUGCGCAGCAUCGAGGAGAAGAAACAAAAGCUGAAAUCUGCCCUGGACGAAAAUAAGCUGAUUCCCACGGAACUGCGGCGUGAAGCACUGGAGCUGCAGAAGGCCACGGAGUACGACGACGGAGGAGGACAAGGAGUGAGCAGUCAGAUGGACGAUGAGUACAAGUGGGCCGGAGUGGAAGACCCCAAAGUCAUGAUCACCACCUCCAGAGAUCCCAGCUCCAAGCUCAAGCAGUUCGUCAAGGAGGUCAAAUUAAUUUUCCCAAACAGCCAGCGGAUGAACCGAGGGAAGCACGAUAUCGAGGCGCUGGUGACGGCGUGCAAGGCCAAUGCCGUGACAGACUUGGUCAUCGUGCACGAACACCGGGGUGUCCCAGAUGGACUCGUGGUUUGCCACCUGCCCUUCGGCCCGACGGCGUACUUCGCCCUCUCCAACGUGGUGAUGCGGCAUGACAUCCCGCGCAUCGGCACCAUGUCUGAGGCCUACCCCCACCUCAUCUUCCACAACUUCAGCUCCCGGCUCGGACAGAGGGUCUCCAGCAUCCUGAAGUAUUUAUUCCCAGUCCCUAAAGAAGACAGCAAGAGGGUGAUCACGUUCGCAAACCAAGACGACUACAUCUCCUUCAGGCACCACGUGUACAGAAAGGUGGAUCACAAGAACAUCGAGCUGUCUGAAGUGGGGCCUAGAUUUGAAAUGAAACUGUACCAGAUUAAACUGGGGACCCUGGAGAACGAGAAAACCUCCGAGACGGAAUGGUGCUGGCACCCGUACACAAACACGGCCAAGAAGAAGAGGUAUCUGAGCAUUGAGUGAGGUGGAGCACUGGGUGUCUGGGACGGGUGAGGGAGAGACCAGCCUCGGGCUCCACCGCUGUGUGGCUACCACCAGACUUGGAGGCAAAGAUUUCCUCCGGAAGACUUCUUACUGCCUGAGAGAGACUGCAGAUGUCAAAUAAACAGCUAACCAGGACCCACACUGGUUGCUAACCCAGUUUA
Molecule: messenger RNA, 1201 nt
Organism: Pristis pectinata (smalltooth sawfish)
Lineage: Eukaryota; Metazoa; Chordata; Chondrichthyes; Rhinopristiformes; Pristidae
Gene: imp4
Product: IMP U3 small nucleolar ribonucleoprotein 4
Exons: 9
Coding region: 144-1019 (291 amino acids)
Biological process (GO): rRNA processing
Cellular component (GO): small-subunit processome; Mpp10 complex; nucleolus
Molecular function (GO): rRNA primary transcript binding; snoRNA binding
Source: RefSeq, a predicted model, not a curated record